Parnassius apollo (apollo) is the source of this 231-nucleotide messenger RNA. NCBI's taxonomy places the organism in Eukaryota, Metazoa, Arthropoda, Insecta, Lepidoptera, Papilionidae. The record is from the annotation of a GenBank genome assembly.
AUGUUUAAACAAAUGCAGUUUCUUGACCCACAAGCUGUCAAGUCUCGUAGAAUUAAUUCAUUGGUCACUUUGGCAGUAAAGUUUCCAAAUUUGAUCUCAGUUGAUGAACUGCAACAACUAGACACAGAGUGGCGGUUUUUGCGUAAUAAUAAAGAUUUGGCGCCCGAUGAAGCAGAAGAUCUCGAAACCUACUGGUGUAAAGUCGCUGCAGCCCGUGAUCCUGUUAACUGA